Molecule: messenger RNA, 981 nt
Organism: Nilaparvata lugens (brown planthopper)
Lineage: Eukaryota; Metazoa; Arthropoda; Insecta; Hemiptera; Delphacidae
Exons: 5
Coding region: 275-706 (143 amino acids)
Source: RefSeq, a predicted model, not a curated record
AUCUCAUCUUAUGUUAUGUUAGCGGUCACGUGACCACGCCAUCCCCGGCUACAACGACUGGCGCCGCCAUUGCAAUCUGAGUGAGGCGACAACAUUUGAUGAGCUGGCGGGAGAGAUCUCCAACAAGGCUGUCAGGGAGCAGCUAAGGAAGCUGUAUGGCCAUCCAGGCAACAUUGAUAUUUGGGUAGGAGGUAUCUUGGAAGAUCAGAUUGAUGGAGCAGAGUUGGACCAACUUUCAGAUGUUUGCUUGUGGAGCAGUUCAGACGCAUUAGGGAUGGAGACAGAUUCUGGUACGAGAACCCGUCCACCUUCAGCCGGAACAGCUGACUCAAUCAAGCAGUCAUCGUUGGGUCGAGUGUUGUGUGACAACGGAGACAACAUCACUGAGAUCACCGACAAUGUCUUCCUGCUGCCCACCAGUCAACAGCGCUCUGCACUCAAAUCUUGCAGUGAAAUCCCCUCGCCAGAUUGCGAUUCUGGUAUGAUUGUGCUGACUGCGACAAUGAAGUGGAAGACGUGCGACCGCGACGCGAUCUGUCGCUGGACAACGCGACAGAGGAGCGCCUGGAGGGACUUGAAGCCGUCGUACAGGAGCUGCAACGCAGCAUCAAAACGUUGCGACGCCGCAUCAAGCAGCUGUCACUGCAUCACUGUCAUGACAGCAACGGAGUGCAGCGACAGGACAACGAAAACUGGGUCAGGAUAGCUGUACUAACUGUCAUUGCAAGAAAGGACAGAUCACAUGUACGACAUUGCAGUGUGCCAAGUUGCAUUGCGACAGACCCUACCAUCAACCAGGUGCCUGCUGCCCUGUUUGUCCUUGAGAAAGUUCCAAGGUCACCUAGUCCGUGUAAAAAGCACUCAUCUCUUUUAGUGGAUGCAAAUCCAGAACUCAAACUUUCUAGUUUGUAUCGUACCAACCAAUUUGUGUAGGUAAACUGUGAUUAAGACCAUCAACCACUUGAAUUCUUCUUAAUAAUC